Molecule: messenger RNA, 4275 nt
Organism: Camelina sativa (false flax)
Lineage: Eukaryota; Viridiplantae; Streptophyta; Magnoliopsida; Brassicales; Brassicaceae
Source: RefSeq, a predicted model, not a curated record
GUCCUUGAAAUGUAUUUUGCAUUUCUUUGAUUAUUUGUCCUUGGAAAUGUAUUUUGGAAAAAUGGGAAGAAAAAGAUUGGAUAAUUGUGUGAAAAAUCUAAACAAGAAGACAGAAGUCACAUGCAGAGGGAGACAUCUAAAGAAGUAAUCACAUCCUACUUCCCACAUGGAUUCGUGAUAUGACAAAGCGUCUGUAUCUCCAAUUCUCAUGAACAAUCUCUCUCAUUUCUUAUAAUUAUUAUUAUUAUUAUUAUUCAUCAGAAAGAAACUAUAUUACUUAAGAUAAUCUAAAGGCUUUUCAGUCUUUAAGAGUGAGAGAGGAAUUGGAACAAACAAAAUAGUUCUUAUGUGGCUGUCUUUUAGUUUUGUUCUCUGAGCAGAACCAGAGGUAAAAACAUUUUUGCAGAGAUUCCUUUGUUCUCUUCGGCUUAUUAUGAUUCUUCUUAUUGGCUUGGCGGUUUCUUUCUCUACCUUAGGUUUGUGAAAUUCUUGAAUGCACAUUCUUCUCUCAUCAUUCAUUGAUCUCCUUCUUGGAGGGCAUCCAGUUAUCAGACAAAAAGACAUUUUGUUCUGUAAUGAGCUUUUCUUGUUCUUUUUGGAGUUGAGUGGGAUUUAAGAAUCUAGGGGUUGAAAAUAGGGUUCAAUAGAUCCAUAGGUUUCUGUUAGCCUAAGACUUUAGACUUUUGAUUCUGAAUCAGAAUAUCGAAAAUCACACUCAUUAAAGUGGUAAAAGUUUUGAACUUUUGCUACGAGUAGAGACAAUAAUGCAACUUUUUUUCACUACACAAUUUACCAUUUAUUUAGCAAAAGUGCGAACUUUCAAUUUUUUUUGUCGUUGAUAGGGAUGUUAAGCUGUAAUUUAGCUGGAGAGCAAUGGCGUUCACAUUGAGCCAUUGUCAGUGCCAAAUUUUAUUGGAAUCUGAAUUGAUUAAAAAGAUGAAACCUUUUUGGAACUAUAUGAAAUAUGGAAAGUGGCGUCAUUCUCGUUAUGGUUCAAUCAAUGGUGGUGGUUGCUAUUGAUGGAGAUAUAACGAAAGCUUACGUUUUUCCCCAAAUUAGGUUUGUUGGAAGCAUAAAUAAAAGAGUAGACACUGUCACCUACAGAAAAAAGAGUUCAAAUUUUUCUCCCUUUUUAUUGUUGUUGUUGUUGUUGUUGUCAGUAGCAAGUUCAGGCCCCGGAGAAUCUUCCUGGUUUGAGGUGGAUAAAUCCCAGAUUUCUUCACACCAUUCCCAUGGCUGCGAAGCUUCUGCAUACGUUGGCAGAUGAGAACAAGAAAUUUGGAUGUAUGAAUGGGAUUUUCCAAAUCUUCGAUCGUCACCAUGUUCUAACAAGCCGGCCUAAAAGUCUUACUUUAGGUAAUGUACAUGUCAAUAGUAUCAACUUAGACUCUGUUGAUGCAAUUUGUCACCAAAGAUCAGCAUUUCAGUUUCAAGACUCAAACAUUACUAGCGGAAAUGGGUCGAGCGAGAAACUAACAAGGGUAUCAACCGAAGCUUCAAAGGUAUCUUUCUCAUCGUCGUGUUCAUCAUCUUCCCCGUUAUCUUCUGAGGUCAACAGAGAAGUUCAGCCUGAAAUUUCCACGGAUGACCGAGUCAUUUUUCCAGAAUCUCCUGCAAGUGAUCCAACAAUGAGCCAAGGAAGUGGUACACGUAUGGGACUUGACCUUAGAGAUGUUGUUAGAGAUUCUAUGUAUAGAGAAGUUAGAGGGCUCUCUGAAGUAUGUAGACACAACAAAAGAGAUGAUUCUCCAAGACCCUAUGGUUUGAAGCAAUCCACGCCUGUAGAUUUCAAUGAAUCCUGCAGAGCUCUAGCCAAACUUAGAAAAACAUCUCAUCAUUAUUACAAUGAGGCUGACAUGAAAGACGCAUCUCGUUACUAUGUUGAUUCUCGCGGAAAGUCGAAAUCCGGGAAAAAGCUGAAAGAGUUGCCUAAGCUUUCGUUGGACAGUAGAGACCACAUUGAUCUCAAAUCAGGUAAUAAGCUUUUUGAAAGUUUAAGCAGAAGCUCUAGCAUGAACAAAGUUUCUGGUAGCCCGAAGCGGCCUCCUAGUGUUGUUGCAAAGCUAAUGGGUUUGGAAACAUUACCGGGUUCUCCUUUGGGCAGAGACAAAAUAAACCUAGACAAAAUAAACCUGUUUGAUGAUAACAGUGAUCCGUUCUCAAGAUCAUUGAGGGAAAAUAGCCUGAACCGUUCUCUCCGGUUUUCUCCUAGCUCACCAAGAAGCUUAGGGAAGGACCCUGCUUCUUCUUCUUCUCCAAGAUGGAGAAGCUCUGAGUUUGUUAUGAAACCCUUGUCAAGUUUGAGAUAUCCCAUUGAACCAGCUCCAUGGAAGCAAACUGAUAGAAACCGGUUUUUGCCAAAGCAAGCCUGCAGGCCUGUGAAAUCUCUGUCACAGUCAAUGGAGGGAAGAUUGAAAGAUCUCGAGUUUAAACAUUCUGGAAAAGAUCUCAGUGCUCUUAAAGAGAUAAUAGAGGCAAUGCAAUCAAAAGGUCUCUUUGAUACUCGAAAGCAACCACAAUGCAUAAACUUGGAAGCUCAAAGAGAUUAUGAAAUGGCAGAUUCUGCAACUUCUAACCAUGAUUCAGGAGACCUGCGUAACCCGGUGAUGCCAUCCAAAAAGAGAGGCCCAAUUGUGAUUAUGAAACCUGCCAGACUUGUUGAGAAAUCUGGUAUUCCUUCAUCAUCUCUGAUUCCCAUUCACAGUCUAUCAGGUCUUCAUAAGACCUGCAGAGAAGAACCUGUAAACGGUAGAAAAAAUUCAACAAGUAGAAAGGCAGCAAAAGAUCGUAGUCAUGGAAACCAAAGAGCUGAAUCAUGUAUCAGUUCUGUUGAUAAGAAAUCUAGCAGCAGACAAGUGAGGUCUUCUCAGCUUUCCAGAGAAAGCACUUCAAAGAAUUCAGGAUCUACAAGUCCAAAACUGCAGCAGAUGAAGCAUGAGCAUGAGAAGGACAAGCGUUCUCGGCCACCAACCUCUCCAUCUGAUUCAAGCAAAUCAAGAAAACAAACAAACCGACAACCUGCGGAAUCCACUACUUCACCUGGUGGUAGGCGUAGCAAACCCAGGGAUCAGAGGAGCUUGCAGCAAAAUGAUGACCAACUUAGUCAAAUGAGCAAUAAAUCCAGGACUGAAACAGAAGCCACCGUGAGUAUCAAAAAUGGUGGAAAGAGUCCAUCCGUAAUGGAAGCAGCCAAAGCUGUAGUCUCAAACUUAAUACAGAAUAUGUCCAGUCCUACUUUAAGUGAAGAUGGAUCAUCAGAACAUCCCAGUCCAGUUUCUGUUCUCAAUGCAACAAUCUACAGAGAGAUCGAACCAUCUCCUAUGAAAGUCCAAACUUGUGAAGGCAGUGUUAAUGGCCUUAUUGAGUCAGGUGUUGAACAUUACGAGGAGGACCAGUGGAAUCCAGCUUAUAGCUUCUCAAAGACAACAACCAGCUUUUCGCCAGAGAUGAACCGAAAGAAGCUUCAGAAUGUUGAACUUUUGGUUCAAAAGCUAAGAAGACUAAACUCUAGCCAUGACGAAACCAGCCAAGAUUACAUUGCAUCUCUAUGCGAGAACAUCGAUCCUAGUACAGAUCAGAGAUACAUUUCUGAGAUCCUUUUAGCCUCAGGUCUUCUCCUCAGAGACCUCGGCUCAGGAUUAACAACUUUUCAACUGCACCCUUCAGGCCACCCAAUCAAUCCAGAGCUGUUCCUUGUUCUUGAGCAAACUAAAGGAUGCAGCAACAGCAGCAAUGAAAAGUUAAACCGCAAACUUGUGUUUGAUGCUGUUAAUGAAAUGCUUGUGAAGAAGCUCGCUUAUGUUGAGAGCACUACAGAUCCAUGGAUGAAGCAAGCUAAAGCGAGGAAGAAUGUCUUAAGUGCGCAACAUCUCUUGAAAGAGCUAUGUUCAGAGAUAGAGACACUACAGAAGCAAGCUAAGAAGAGAUCAGAAAACUUCUUGUUGUUGGUGGAAGAAGAAGAAGAAGAUUUCUUGAAAUGUAUUUUGGAUGAAGAUAUGGCAAUCCGAUCUGGGAAAUGGACAGACUUUGAUGAUGUAAUCCCGGGUUUAGUGCUCGACUUGGAGAGGCUUCUCUUCAAAGAUCUGGUGAGUGAGAUCGUGCACGGUGAGAUUGGUCGGCUGCAAGCAAACUCAAGGAGACAGAAAACGUUUUCCACUGAUGAGUAGAUAUUGAUUCAUAAGCUCGUAUUUUUGAAACUGUAUUCUAAAGCCGUAUAUAUACAAGUCAAAUAGUCAUGAAACCAUUCUCUAUAAUAAUCUCUUUCUUUCUGAGUCU